CCUCCAACACUUUACAAUCACUUUGUGCUCAAAAUGGCUCGUGGAGUCAACUUUGUUUUCUUAUUUCUUCUGGUUUUUGUUGCCCCUCCAAUUUUUGCCAACAAGGUAGAUGAGGAGGAAAGUUGUAGGCGCUAUGCUGGUGGGCAAGUUUAUCCGGAAAAGACAACGAUUUCGGAGCAUGCAGUUCAUUGGAGCAAGGCACAAAUUUCUAAACCAGCACCACACUGGGAAGGGACUGCUGUUGUAAAUGGAGAGUUUAAAGAGUUGAAGAUCACUGAUUUCAAAGGAAAAUAUCUGGUGUUCUUUUUCUAUCCCCUUGACUUCACUUUUGUUUGUCCAACGGAGAUCAUCGCAUUUAGUGACAGAAUUGAAGAGUUCAGGGCAAUCAACACAGAAGUUGUUGGUUGCUCAGUAGAUUCAGUUUUUACCCAUUUAGCUUGGAUCAACACUCCAAGGAAAGAGGGUGGUCUGGGAAGGCUUAAAUAUCCUCUGUUCUCUGAUUUAAACCACCAAAUUGCUAAAGAUUAUGGAGUACUUCUUGAAAAUGAAGGCCACACCUUAAGAGGUCUAUUUAUUAUUGAUGACAAAGGGACUCUACGACAAAUCACAAUGAAUGACCUUCCGGUGGGCCGAUCAGUCGACGAGACUUUACGUUUAGUUCAGGCUUUCCAAUAUACUGACAAACAUGGUGAAGUAUGUCCAGCUGGCUGGAAGCCUGGUAAAGAGACGAUCAUUCCAGAUCCAACAGAAAAGAAGAAAUACUUCGCCAAACAGACUGAAGGAGAAGAAGAAAAGAGAUGAAAUGAACUGAACAAACUUUGAAAUUGAAAAAAAAAAAUUACGAAGAGUUGUUUCAACGUAGUUGGCAUUGUUUUACUUACUUUGCAUCCUGAAAGUUUAUCGACAACUUGUAUGAAAACUUUGCACAAAAAUGAGCAAGAAACGAGAAGAAAAUUUAUCUUAAAGAUAGAUUUAGUGGUCUCUUUGGUUUUGUCGUGGCCUUGCCCUGCGAAACUCUUUUUUCUACAUCAGUUUGAAAUAGGUACUUUGCUGUGCGCUCAGAAUUGGGGUGAAGUAAUGGUGAGAGUUGAUGAAGAAAGGCUCAGUCGAAAAGACAGAA
Messenger RNA from Stylophora pistillata, 1120 nucleotides. RefSeq names its product peroxiredoxin-4. The record is from RefSeq and is a predicted model, not a curated record. Gene Ontology annotation, biological process: response to oxidative stress; cell redox homeostasis; cellular response to stress. Gene Ontology annotation, cellular component: cytosol; endoplasmic reticulum. NCBI's taxonomy places the organism in Eukaryota, Metazoa, Cnidaria, Anthozoa, Scleractinia, Pocilloporidae. Gene Ontology annotation, molecular function: thioredoxin peroxidase activity.